AUGGGUCCUGAGCAAUCUCCGUCGGGAGAACUAUCUGAACCUACAUCCUCUCCGUACAGCCUUCAGCGGUCACCGUCCUCGCCAGACACUCCAGGUAGCGCUUCCACAGCCGCCACCACUCCCCCAGUGGUACAGGCCGACGCGUCCUUGAAGCUCGGUCGGACUCCCACACCCAGAAGCUCUAUCAGCCCCCUUGAACGCUUCAUCGAAUCGAACGGCUCUGAAACUGCUAAAUCACCCCUUCCCAACCUCACCACACCUCGGCAUGCCACCACGAACACAAGUCCUCCACACGCGCAGCUUCUCGAUCUCAUCGGAAACCACAAUCUCCUCGAUAGUAUGUGGGUAGGCCCCAUGCCCGUGGAGAAGUUCCUCUGGGAGUAUGGAUUCGCGCAACAGUACGAUGAGUUUAACUACUAUCAGAACUGCCUGCGAGACGAUCCCAUUCCGCGGCCAGGUAACAUCUUUUCAGAGAUGCCAUCGCUAGCGCCGACGAUGUUUGAAGGACCGGAGGACCUUGAGGACGAGGGAUCGCUGGCCGUAUACGCUGAGAACGGUCUCGUCGAGCAGCGGAGGAAGGCGGCUGAUGCAUUGAUUUCUGCAAUUGAUCAAGCGGGCAUCUUGAAGGACAUCACCCUUCACAAUACUGUGUACCUGCCUGGAACGGUCCAGUGCCACACCGUCCAAGUGGAGAAGACCGAACUGGUCUGCGAAGACAGUGAAGACGAGGAAGACGUCUCUCAUACCGACGGAAGGAUUUCUCCUUCCUCGGUAAGCUCGUCCGGAGGAUCGAGAAUCGUUCCCGUAACCACCACUGGAGACCGACCAUUCUAUGUCGAACUUCUCCCCGACAUCUCUACCAGCGAUAAGCUGUCCAUACCACCGGAAUGCUUGUACGAAUUCCAUGCAUCCCAGGAACUCCUCAUCGUCAACACCGGUAUCGACCCCUUCGACCCCUUCCUCACCCCAGGCCUCACCUCCGACUACUCACACGAACUGCACUUAGCCGAGCGCGACUCCAUGGAUGAGGUCGAAUGGACGAAACGAGCAAAGAUCCGCGAGGCGUGGGCUCAGCGGGACCGGAUCAGCGUCAUGAUUAACGAACUUUACUCCAUUUACUCCCACCGCAAGUCCAACAGGCACUCUCCCCGCUCGGUACCACUCAAAGGUCUCAGGACGCACACCUACCUCGUUCUUGUCUUCGACCCUUACGUCCGCUUCGUGCGGGUGGAUUAUAGCGGGGUGGUUGUUAGCGGUAGGGCUAACUUCCGUGAUGAGGGGCUGCCCGGUCCCGAUCCUCGACGCCCGUUCGAGGUUUUCUUGCGGGGGUUUGGCGAGAUGGAUCCUGGUGAGAGGGGGUGGGAUGAGAGUGUUAUGCUUGCGAAUCGUACGGUUUAUGGAAAGCGUAUCAAACAAGCGAAGCAGGCGUUGGCUGAAUGGGCUUGGGACGAUGAGCCAGAGUUUGUGGGAAACGAAGAGGACCUCGUCUGCACGUACGAACCGUGUAGGGGUGAUCCACCCCUGCUGGCGUUCAAGGUUCCGACUGACCCGAGCGAAGACGCCAAGGAUGGAAAGGAGCAGUUCGAAUACACGACCGUCUUCGCUCAGUACCCGCUCGAGGAACGUCCGGUCGGACCCAAAGUGCAUCUGAAAUCCAAGAAGGCGAUCGCCCUCGAUGACCUUAGGGAAUUCUAUUCCCCAUACGCCCCUCUCUACGACUGGAAGGACGUCCACAUCUUCUCGCGCAACACCCUCGUCUUUCCCGUAUACAACCCCGGUACCAAGAAGGUCAGCUUGAUGAAGGACUCGUGGCGCAUGGUCGACUCGCCCCAUUGUCUCCCGGAGAGUGAAGUCCUACGGAAACUUAACGCGGAUGGAGUGAGGAAUGUACCCGAGUUGGAGUUUGGGCAGGACGUUGGAAAGCUGGGCUUUUGGCCGUAUAGUCGGGCGAGCAAGGCGGAGUGGAGGCGAAAAGAGCUGAAUGAGUACCAAGAGACCCUCGGGCACUUGUAUGCGGAAGAGCAGUGGAACGUGCUUUGGGCGGACUGGAGGGUUGGGGGUGGGAGUCGCAGGGGGCCUGUGAGGCAUAUGAAGAGGGUGCACCAUCGGUUUGUGACCUCGUUCAUUGGGAAGAAGUUGGAUGAUUGCAGGGGAUUGGAGAACUCGUAUCCCUUUGUGAAGAUCAUUUAUGAUGCGCUGGUUGCGCAUGCCGAUGCGGUCAUCAAGAGCGGUAUCUUGCACCGUGACAUCAGUAUUGGGAACGUUAUGCACAACGGCGAAGGGGAUGGUGUUUUGAACGAUUGGGACCAAGCCCGCUUCGUCGAUUAUGAAGUCCAACGAUGCGAGACAGCAGGGGGUACGCACGCUUUCAAAUCUGCCUGGCUCAUUGGAUCCGACUCUGAACGCAAGAACACCGUCCAAGACGACCUAGAAUCCUUCCUUCAUGUUGUUCUGUGGCAGUUCAUGAUGCAUAUGGCCGAUGUUGUGGACGACACGGACAGCGAUGACUCAAAAAAAGACGAAGCUGACGACGAUACCCUAUUCGGCGAGGCUGAAGAAGAGCCUGACACUCGUCCGCCGCUCACCAGACGCCAACUUCGCCACUGGAUGAACGGUUUCUUCAACGCUCCUUUCAGAGGGGAACUGCCAGGUCGCCAACCCAUGUCGGACAAGCAGCGCUUCUGCAUGAACGACCCGCGGUGGAAUGCAGAGAAUAAGCGGGUGCUUGACCUUCUCAAACAGUGUUCCCCUCUCGAUUGGCUCGUCACUAAGGCGCGCUUUAUGUUGGGACAGUGGUACGGCUACCAGAGGAACCUCUCGAUCCCUAUUCCGAUGAUGCCGCUGUGCAAAGAGGAAGCAGAGCUCUCUCCGGAGGAGAUACAUGGGACGCCCGAGGAGCUAGGGUUGGAUCUCGCAGACCAUGUUGUCAUGCUGGACGCGUUUUACGAAGCGCUUGAGAUGGGUGGGUGGCCUGGCGAGGAAGAUCACGAAGAUCAGGACGGAGAGCAGCCGAUGUUCCUCGAAGAUGAUUCGGGACUCGUGGGAGGCUUGCUCCAAGUGGAAGAAGAAGACGAGAAUGGUGAGCGGCCGAUACCUCUGGAAGGAGGUUCGGUUGACGCGCCUCCUCUUGUCGAUCCACUCAACCCUUUGGGACUUCCAGAUCUACUCCCUGGUGCGGCGGGAAGGAACGUUCGACCUGCGAUUCAAUGGGAGGACUUUUCGGACGCCUUGGAAGACUACGAGUUCUACGCGUCAUCUGAAGAAGAAUCCUUCUCCAACACGGAUGAAUUCAGGAGUCAAUUUCUAUCUCCAGUUAGCUGGGAUAAGGAGGGUUACGAAGAGGCCGGAGCAGGGGAGUAUGGCGAGGAUCCGACAGAGGAAGUGGCUGACGAGAUUGGAUUUCGUCCAGAAAUUGUUUCCCCCCCUGCUUGGGCGAGGCUCCCGAGCAUGUCAGAUGCAAGGGAGGAGAAGGAGAACACCGACGAGGAAGGGGACGACUACAGCAACUUGGGACCUAGCACCCCAGCCAAGUGGGCUAAGGUCGCUCGCCGUAGGGACGAGGACGACGAGGACGACUGCAAUGACUACGAUAACGAACCACUCACGAAGAGAUUCAAGCAUAAUUGA
Messenger RNA from Coprinopsis cinerea okayama7#130, 3627 nucleotides. Its product is annotated as other/FunK1 protein kinase. The coding region runs from base 1 to 3627 and encodes 1208 amino acids. The record is from RefSeq and is a predicted model, not a curated record. NCBI's taxonomy places the organism in Eukaryota, Fungi, Basidiomycota, Agaricomycetes, Agaricales, Psathyrellaceae. The transcript has 4 exons.